AGGGCGGUGCGGGGCUCCCGGCGGGAUUGGGGCGGCCAUGGCGUUACCGCUCCUGCCCGGGGUCUCCCGCAACCGGAACAUAGGGAAAGAAAAGUUCCACAAGUCACAGCUCUGGGGUUACUGCAAUAAUGUUGCUAUGCUGGUUGGAGAAGGAAAACCUGGAAUAGGAGGUGAACCAUUACCUGGUCAGAAGCUGAAACCUAAAUACAGUAUGUUUCCUGAAGGGAUGGGAACUGAUGCUCCUGCUUGGGUAGCAUUUGACAAGCAGGUAUUGUCUUUUGAUGCCUACUUCGAGGAAGAAGUGCCUGACAAAAAUCAAGAGCCAUAUAGAAUCAGACACUGUAAAAUAUAUUUCUACCUUGAAGAUGAUACAAUUCAGGUGCUUGAACCCCGACUGAAAAAUAGUGGCAUAAAUCAAGGAACUAUUGUUCGACGGCAUCGGAUUCCACUUCCACCUCCUCGUGAAGAUGAGUUCUAUACUAUAGAUAAUUUCAAUAUCGACACAGAAAUAAUAUUUUAUGGCCGAAGAUACAAGAUUAUAGAUUGUGACCAGUUUACAAAAAAUUUCCUGAGGAAGAUGGGGAUUAAAUUAAAUCCCCCUGCAGAUCGUCCAGAUGACCCAUACAUGAGAGAACGGCAAAAGAUUCUAGACAGUAUGAACCCCUUACGCCCUUAUGAGCGCUUUGACACUCUGGGACAAUUUCUAGAGCAUGAUGGACACGUUUUACGUUUUUUCUGUGUAUGGGAUGAUCCAGAAUCCAUGUUUCAUGAACCACGGGAACUUGUCCUGCACUAUUAUUUGGCUGAUGAUACUAUUGAUAUAAAAGAAAUUGUACCAGUAAACUCAGGCCGGGAUACAGUUCCACUCUUCCUCAGAAGAGAUAAGCUUCCAAAGUAUGCUCCCGUUGGACUGUACCAGCCGGGCACUAUCACCAACCGCACUGUUCUCAACGUGCUUGGAAACCUAGUAGGAAACAAAGGCCGCUAUAUUAUCGACAAUCGUAAGACAGGAGCAGUGCAUCAGGAAUUUUACAAAGACAGUGACCUGAAAAUAGGGGCAGUAAUUAAUGUUUGGGGAAGGAAGAUAUUACUCUGUGAUUGUGAUGAAUUCACUAAAGCAUAUUACAGAACAAAGUACGGAAUUGAGGAUUUCACCCCAGUUCCAUAUAAGGCUCCAGGACCUCCUCCAAAACCAGAAAAAACAUUUCCUCCUUAUACUGGAUUUGGUUCCGAAGAGGAUUCUCUGUCGUCCUGUAUGGGCCUGCUUCUCAAGCCUCCCCAAAAAGAUGUCAAAAAAUUCAUGGAGAAAGACAGAUACGGCAUGGAAAGUAACAUACUGCGUUUUGUUGCAAAACUCAACACAGACAGUGCUGUUGACAGGGAUCGGAAAUUCAUUAUUUCCUACUUCCUGUGUGAUGAUACCAUUUCAGUUUUUGAGCAAACGCAAAAUAACAAAGGGAUAGUUGGUGGGAAGUUCUUGGAAAGAGGUCGCAUUAAGAAGCCUGGGCAGGAGCUCUUUAAGAGUGAGCCAUCUGAAUACUUCAAGGCUCAGAAUCUGUUUGUUGGAGCUGAAGUUUGUUUCCAUGGUCACAACUUCCUUUUAGUGGAUGCUGAUGAGUACACGUUCAACUACAUGGAGCAGCAUGCAAAUGAGUUCCCCAGGGCUGAUAUUGGUUUCAUUCUCAAGAAGCUGAAAGACAUUGCUGAGCCUCGGUCCCGAGAAAUCAGACAAGCAUUUGCAGCCAGUGACCCUGAUCAUACCAAGGUCAUCACGUUUGACUGUUUCAGAAAUUUGAUUGCCAGUAUCACUGACGGAGCAUUUUCAGAACACGAAAUUAUGACUCUUGCGCGCUAUUAUGGUGUGAGAGAAGAAUAUGAAAUGGACCUCCACCUCCUCCUUGCACUGGCUCAAGAGAAGCUAAAGAAGAACAGUUUUGAGAAUUUUGAACAACUGUCUGCGGUGCUGGUGUACAACGACCGUGAAAAAUGUGGAGUGCUGCCCCAAGAGACAUGCAGGACUAUUUGCAAGUCCUUUAGGAUGCCACUGGACAAUGAUGAUCUGCAAGCUUUACUGACCAUGUUUGAAGAUGAGCAGAAGCAAGUGAAAUAUGACAAGUUUGUGGAUGGGCUGAACUGGAGAAAGAAUCCAAUCCCUGCUUUCCAGACCAUAAAGAAUGAAGAAUACUGGAGCAGACAACCAUCAUCCUUACCUGUGAAAGGGAUUAAAUACUUGCCUCUUCUGGAUGAUCUGUUUGGCAAGGAGGAAUAAUCUGAUCUGUGUGAGGUGGUGCUUUUGGAACAGCAUUUCAUCUCCAAAGUUUAUUUAAACAGAUGCUGAAAACAUUCCCUGUAAAACAAAAAAAUCACAUACAGGUUUUAUUUAAUUUUGUGUUCCAACAUAGAUGUAUACUUUGUGUCCUUUCAUAACUCCUUCUAAAUCAACAGUACUCUUUCAC
Messenger RNA from Calypte anna (Anna's hummingbird), 2456 nucleotides. RefSeq names its product EF-hand domain containing 2 (gene EFHC2). Gene Ontology annotation, biological process: regulation of neuron projection development. Gene Ontology annotation, cellular component: microtubule. The record is from RefSeq and is a predicted model, not a curated record. The transcript has 15 exons. Lineage: Eukaryota; Metazoa; Chordata; Aves; Apodiformes; Trochilidae. The coding region runs from base 38 to 2269 and encodes 743 amino acids.